GUAUGUAUACAAUCAUUACUUCCGGUUGUAAUGGAUUCUUGAGCGCGAGCUUGAGUGGAAAAUGCAGAACAUUUGGGAAAAUUGAACGUCUGAACAAUAUAGAAUAAGCCUUCAAAAUGAUGGAAUUAAAUCUUACACGGGUGGACUACGUCCAGGUGGGUGUCACAUCCAGUAAAUCAUUACGACUCCUUCCUCCUCAGGUGCCUGGCAAACCACAGAGGAUUGUUGUGGGAGACCACAAUGGAGAGCUCCAGUGUCUGGGAAUGAAGAAAGGGGAACCAGUGCCAGUGUUCAAUGCCACCCUCAAAAAGAAGAUAACUAGAGUGGAGUUAGCGGGACCAGUAGGAGGAACAAGGGAAAGAAUCUUCGCAGCUUCAGGGUCAGAGAUCAAAGGGUUCACUAAGAAGGGGAAGAACUUCCUCACCUUUGACACUAGUCUGGCAGAACCAAUUCAGACAAUGUUCGUUGAGGGAGCUGAGCUGUUUACUUGUGGUAACUUUGUAUACAAUCAUUACCACGAUUGUAAGGAUGCCAACCACUUCCUGUCUGCCGACAGUAUUUGUGAUGUCAUAUGUAUACCGACCAAUAAAGUACCAGAGGUCACACCAGUGCUGGCUUGUCAGGACAGGGUGUUAAGGGUCUUGCAGGACUCUGAUCUACUCUAUGAAGUGGAGGUUCCUGGCCCCCCUGCAGUGAUGCAGCUCUAUGGAAAUGAUGGAGGGGAUGAAGGCGAUGAGAUUUUGUAUGGGACAUCGGAUGGGAGAGUCGGUCUUGUUCAGAUUGGAAGAAUGGCCCCCUCACAUCGUUGGGAAUUACCAAAUGAAAAACGCAGUGGAGGAGUUUUAGCCCUUGACAGUUAUGACAUCACAGCAGAUGGUGUCCUUGACCUAAUUGUUGGGAGAGAUGACGGACUGGUGGAAAUCUACAGCUAUGAUGAAUCUGAUGAACCCAUAUUUAGAUUUAAACAUCAAUUAAGUGAGAGUGUGACCGCUGUACAGGGUGGAGUAAUAGCCACACAAGGAUAUGACGAGAUCGUUUGCUCUACGUAUGCAGGUUGGGUGUUGGGUUUGACCUCAGAACAAAUGUCCAAAGGCCUCAGCUCCACUCCCGUAACCCCAGACAAUGCCGCCAAAGUCAAAAUCAGCGCCCUAAAAGGUGAACUUGAAGAACUACAGCAGAAAGUAAUGACAGAGCGAGAGAAGUACCAGCAAACAGCCACCAGUAAAACUGCAAUAUCGGCAGUACCUCACUUUGACAUUAACGAUAAAUUUGUACUGAAUCGUGAGGACGCCAGUUAUACCUUGAGUUUGGAACUACAGCUCCCGAUCGACAACGUUUUGCUACAGAGUGAUGUUCCAAUAGACCUUUUGGAUGUGGAGAAAAAUUCGGCUGUAGUCAGCUACAGUGCUUGUGUUCCAGAGGAAGGUAAUUUUCUGUUGGCGACCUAUCGCUGUCAGGCAAACACCACUCGUCUGGAGUUGAAGAUCCGCUCUAUUGAGGGACAAUACGGAACACUCCAGGCUUAUGUCACCCCCAGGGUGCAGCCCAAGACGUGUCAAGUCAAGCAGUACCAGAUCAAACCACUCUCCCUCCAUCAGAGGACCCAUGUUUUUGAUGACAACAGGCCAUUGAACACUAUUAAGUUAUCGGGUCCAUUCAGUUUGGCAGAGGUUCACUCUUGGGUCAACUUCUGUCUCCCCGAGUUACCGGAAAGAACGCCACCUGGUGAUUGUAUCACAUUUCAUUUUGUGUCAACAUUCCUGGACACUCAACUCGAGUGUGUGUACAGGACGGGAUUUGACGGUGGUAGUAAUGCCAAGGUCACCAAAAAAGGUGAAGCUAUAUUUAGAUCUGACAACAUCUCAACAAUUUCCAUUCUGAAGGACGUUUUGACGAAGGAAGCUACGAAAAAGAAAAUCAGCCUCAACAUUACCUAUGAAAUAAAUGAGGACUCUAUCCCCUACACCCUGAAUCUGAUUCACCCAAAACUGGAGUACCAACUUCUACUGGCCAAGAAGGUUCAGCUCAUCGAUGGUCUCAAGGAGCUCCAGGUUCAUGAGAAUGACACCAGUUUUAUGUCCCCGGAGUACAAACAGAUUUUGGAGGAUGCUGAGGAACUCCAGGCAGAAUUUAAAAGACAGCCAUGUCACCUUGAGAGACUCUAUGGAAUGAUCACCGAUUUGUACAUAGAUAAAUUCAAGUUCAAAGGUCAGAAUGUUAAAGGGCGAGUUCCAGCAUUAUUGGAGGUCCUAGAUAACUAUGAUUUACAAACUUUAGUGGAAUUUUUUGAAUCUGGAUGAGACUGAAAGGACUUUCAUUCAACAUGUGUCAAAGAUAUCGCCCAUCAGUGCUGCCAGUGAUGUUGUUCAUAACUAGUGGACAAACUGAUGUUACGUCCGUCCAUGCACUUGUCCAUUGUGAAAUGUUUUGAUAUGUGUCUUUGAUAAACUUUAAAUACAACUUUCCAGAAAUGUCGUGUAAUAUGUAAUAAAUGCAAUCUUUUUAACAUUA
This is a messenger RNA of Ostrea edulis (European flat oyster), 2511 nucleotides long. Its product is annotated as Bardet-Biedl syndrome 7 protein homolog. The coding region runs from base 117 to 2300 and encodes 727 amino acids. The record is from RefSeq and is a predicted model, not a curated record. Gene Ontology annotation, molecular function: protein binding. The transcript is spliced from 20 exons. Gene Ontology annotation, cellular component: BBSome; ciliary basal body; neuron projection. Gene Ontology annotation, biological process: non-motile cilium assembly; intracellular transport; intracellular protein localization. NCBI's taxonomy places the organism in Eukaryota, Metazoa, Mollusca, Bivalvia, Ostreida, Ostreidae.